ACCUAGUUUUGAGUCAUGCAUGGACGCUAUUAUAGAAGCUCACACACGUGUAAAAGCUUGUUGGCAGUAACAGUAACAUGCGAGGACCUGGACUUCCCCCCAGGGUUCCAGUUCGGGGCCGCAUCAGCAGCGUACCAGGUGGAAGGCGCUUGGAAUGUCAGUGAUAAAUCCGAAAAUAUAUGGGACAGGCUGGUUCGUGAUAAGCCUGAACUCAUCGCCGACAGAUCCACCGGAGAUGUGGCCUGCGACUCCUACCACCUCUGGAGACGGGACGUCGAGAUGACCGCAGAUCUUGGCUUGCACUUCUAUCGCAUAUCUAUAGCAUGGACGCGACUGCUGCCGAACGGUUUCGCUAACAAGAUCAGCGAGGACGGACUUAACUACUACAACAACGUGAUCGACGGACUUCUUGAGAAAGGAAUUCAGCCGAUGGUGACGCUGUACCACUGGGAUCUGCCGCAAAGUCUACAGGAUCUAGGUGGCUGGACUAACCCCCUCAUCGUGAACUGGUUCGGGAACUACGCUCGCAUCGCCUUCUCCCUAUUCGGAGACAGGGUGAAGACCUGGAUCACCAUCAACGAACCCUUGAUCAUGUGCGACGUGCCAUACAACACUGGAUCUAUGGCACCGGCUAUUGUAAACCCUGACGUGGGCGCCCACCUCUGCGCCAAGAACGUCCUUAUGGCCCACGCUAAAGCGUGGAGAAUUUAUGAUAAGGAGUUCAGGCCGAAGUACCAUGGUGAAUUAUCCCUGGCCAAUCAUUUGAUAUGGUACGAACCGUUCACACCUGAAGAUGAGGAAAUAACGGAAACAGCCAGAGAGUACAUGGCAGGUCGUUACUCCCACCCAAUAUAUUCAAAGGAGGGCGGCUGGCCGCCGGUUAUAGAAAAAAUCAUGGCUGAGAACAGCAAGGCAAAAGGAUAUAGUGAGUCAAACCUGCCAGCAUUUACUAAGGAAGAAAUUGAUUUAGUUAGAGGUACGUUCGACUUCUACGCUGUGAACCACUACACCAGCAGGCAUACGCAGGGCGAAGAGGGUGAGGAAUUUGGUGCCUUCCGCUCAGACGUACCAGACGUCGGAGCUAAAUACGAAAUAAAUCCUGAUUGGAAACCUACAACUUCGUCGUGGUUCUUUGUAUAUCCCGAAGGUUUGCGAAACCAGAUCGUAUGGUUAAGGGAGCAAUACGGGGACAUGAAGUUCAUCGUCACAGAAAACGGAUACGCGCGGUUAAAAGGAUUAGAUGACACAGACAGAAUAGAAUAUUACACUGAAUAUUUAAAACAGCUUCUCCUGGCAAUGAAGGUGGACCAUGUGAAUGUGUCAGGGUAUACGCAUUGGUCACUUAUGGACAACUUCGAGUGGUUAGACGGAUACACAUCAAAAUUCGGGCUGUACGAAGUUAAUUUCACGGAUCCCAUGCGCGAGCGCACGCCACGAGCUUCUGCAAACUAUUAUUCUAAAAUUAUUAAACAAAGGAAACUAGAUAUAUGCUGUUAAAAUACUAAAACCUGGUAUUGUUUUUAUAAAGUGGAUUUAAUGUUUUAAUAAUAUAAUAAAAUUUAUCUAUGCGGCAAAUAAA
This is a messenger RNA of Manduca sexta (tobacco hornworm), 1579 nucleotides long. RefSeq names its product myrosinase 1-like. The transcript has 10 exons. NCBI's taxonomy places the organism in Eukaryota, Metazoa, Arthropoda, Insecta, Lepidoptera, Sphingidae. The coding region runs from base 16 to 1497 and encodes 493 amino acids. The record is from RefSeq and is a predicted model, not a curated record. Gene Ontology annotation, biological process: carbohydrate metabolic process. Gene Ontology annotation, molecular function: beta-glucosidase activity.